Lingula anatina is the source of this 2235-nucleotide messenger RNA. RefSeq names its product ATP-binding cassette sub-family G member 5-like. Gene Ontology annotation, biological process: transmembrane transport; cholesterol homeostasis; cholesterol efflux. Gene Ontology annotation, molecular function: ABC-type transporter activity; ATP hydrolysis activity; ATP binding. The record is from RefSeq and is a predicted model, not a curated record. Gene Ontology annotation, cellular component: apical plasma membrane; plasma membrane; ATP-binding cassette (ABC) transporter complex. Lineage: Eukaryota; Metazoa; Brachiopoda; Lingulata; Lingulida; Lingulidae.
UGCCAGCUACAAUGCGUUACAACCGUCUGGAUUUUACUGAGCAUGUGACACAAGUGAAAGAUUCUAUAUAUUGACCCGGGCUAAUGCAGGUGAACAAUAGAGCAACAAUACCACCUUCAGCAAAGAUCCAGCCUUUCAUAACAUCAUUUUUUAGUUUCGUAUUCGGUAGAUGCAGUCAAACGUUCAUUCAAUAGUAAAACGUAAGGUUUUACGUAAGGAAAACGUAUAGUUCAGUGGAAGUUGUGAAGGAUGACGAGCACACCAGUGGUGUCGGAAACUUCGCCGCUUCUCCCUUCCCAUGAGAACAAGAGAGGGUCUUACUCGCCAGGCUCGUCGGGGCAAAUCUCCAACUCCUACCGUUGUUACACCCCAGCAGAUUUACAAACUCCGUUUACUCUGUGCCUGGAGGGCGUUAGCUACAGCGUGAAGGAGGAUCGUGGACCAUGGUGGAAGAACACGCUGUUGGGAGUUCGCCGAACCAAAGAAAUUCUAAAGGACGUUCGUUUAAUUGCCAGGAGUGGACAACUGACGGCAAUUCUUGGAAACUCUGGUUCUGGGAAAACUUCUUUGUUAGACGUAAUCUGCAAUCGCAUGGGGAGCAAUGGCAAGCUACAAGGACUGGUGUGGGGGACGCCUGGUUUAAUAGAAUCUGCAGGAUAUGUCAUACAGGCCGACAGACUCAUGGACAACCUCACAGUCAAAGAAACACUGACUUAUACAGCAAAACUGAAAUUUGUCGGGAAAUCUUCAAAAAAUUUGAAGGAAAGAGUGGAAGCCGUUAUAUCUGAGAUGGGUCUUAGACCAGUGCGGAACACAAGGAUUGGUGGCAUGGUGGAGAGAGGGAUAUCUGGAGGGGAGAAAAGAAGAGUGACAAUUGCAAUACAACUACUGCAAAACCCACAGAUGCUGCUUUUAGACGAACCCACAACUGGCCUGGAUAGUUUCACUGCACAUUAUUUGGUACAAACGUUGGCUGAGCUGGCACAGAGAAACAAAAUCGUUCUCUGUACAAUCCACCAACCUCGCUCAGAACUGUAUAAAACUUUUGACCAAGUUGGGAUUAUGUCUCGAGGUGAAAUGAUAUAUUUUGGGAAGGCGACAGAAAUGGUGCCCUAUUUUAGCAGACUUGGAUACCCAUGUCCAACAUUCGCCAAUCCGCUGGACCACUACGUUGAUUUAUCAAGUAUCGACACGAGAAGUGCCGAUAAAGAAAAAGAAUCCGACGAACGGGUUAAUUAUCUGCGAGCCAACUUAUUGCAGUCUCCGCACUAUAUAUCGAUGCUUGGUGAAAUCACAGAAGCUAUGGAAGCCGACAAUCAUGGAGGGGAAAGGGUUUGCGUCUCAUGGAUGUGGAAUUCAAAUAAUAUGCUAAGAUUUUUUGUUUCCCUUUUCAUACUUGUAAGGAGGUCAUUAGUAAACUUGUACAGAAACCGAAGUGCAUUUUUCUUACGCAUCUUCACGCAGUCCGUAUUCGCUGGCAUGAUUUGCCUGUUCCUUGGAAAACUCCGGCACAAUCAACAAAGUAUUCAGGACCGAAUAGGUUUAUUAUACCAAACUGUAGCCGUGCCACCAUUUUCUGCGAUGCUUCACACCAUUGAAGAAUUUCCAAGCUUACGGGACCUAUAUUACCGAGAAUCCAGAGAUGGUCUUUAUGUCUUACCAGCGUUCCUGUUAUCUUUUUGCCUUUACACCUUGCCUUUUAGCAUUUUAAGCUCAAUUUUGUACAGCACCCUUACGUAUUGGGUAUGUGGCUUACAGCCGGAUCCAAAACUCUACGCUAUGCAUGCAGCCACAGUGUUCUUCCUCCACUACAGUGGCGAGAUCAUGACGGUCAUCCUACUGGGCAUGAUGCAAAAUCCAAGAGUUGCAAGCAGCAUUGUAGCACUUAUUUUAACAAUAUCUGGUCUCAUAGCUCCAGGUUUUCUCAGGACUGUCAGCAGCAUGCCCGAGAUUAUCCAGUGGCUUUCCUGGGCAUCGCCAUACAAAUAUGCUGGUGAAAUCUUUGUAGCUAAUGAAUUUAAUAAUCUCACACUGCAUUGUGGUUCAGAUCCUGUGCUAUGUUUGAGGAAUGGCAGCCUGUAUAUAACUUUAUUCUAUCCUGGCGCACUGGACCACAUGACAAGGAACUUUGCAGCACUUGGUGGAUUUAUUUUUGGUUUCAUUGUCAUUGCCAUGGUCAUAUUUAAGAUUUUUGGCAUCAAGCAAUUACAUUAAAUGCAAACUGUCAUCAAAUGU